Messenger RNA from Cyprinodon tularosa, 1183 nucleotides. Its product is annotated as lysophosphatidic acid receptor 6-like. The record is from RefSeq and is a predicted model, not a curated record. Gene Ontology annotation, molecular function: G protein-coupled receptor activity. Gene Ontology annotation, biological process: G protein-coupled receptor signaling pathway; behavioral response to pain. The coding region runs from base 94 to 1068 and encodes 324 amino acids. Lineage: Eukaryota; Metazoa; Chordata; Actinopteri; Cyprinodontiformes; Cyprinodontidae. The transcript has a single exon. Gene Ontology annotation, cellular component: membrane.
AGGUACAACAUCCUGAACAGUAGCUUCAGUAGAGGCACCUCCCUGGACACGAGAGCGAUGCAGUGACUCGGGUUUUCAGAGAACUUCUCAGAUAUGGAGCUGUGGAAUAUAACCAACCUGGAAUGGAAACCAAACUCCUCGACGGCUAACUGUUCUGUGGACACAAGCUACCGCUACACCUUUUAUCAGGUGACCUAUAGCGUCAUCUUCCUGCUGGGACUGGCCACCAACGGCCUGGCGCUGCGCAGACUGUGCACGUCUCCUUGCACCAUGAACAGCACGGGCGUCUACAUGGCCAGCCUGUCCUUCGCAGAUUUGUUCUUUGUGAUCUCCCUACCAAUGAGAAUCUACUACUACCUCCAAAAGGCUCGAGCUUGGUCCAAAACCAGUGACCUGACCAGCUGGACUUCUGGAGCAGCUUUUUGCCAGAUCACCUUCGUCCUAAAAUACAUCAGCUUGUAUGGGGGGAUCUUCUUCCUGGUGUGUAUUGCUGUGGACCGAUACUUUGCUGUGGUGCAUCCUCUUGCCCUGACCCUCCGCAGGCAACGUGUGGCGCAGGCAGUGAGCGGGGCGAUAUGGUGUGUGGUGCUGGGACUCAGUGUGAGUCUACCUUUGCUCCGUUUGGCCGCUUCUCGUCAUAACCAGCCCUGCCUCUUGGACCCAUCCUCUAUGCACCACAGGACUUUCAUCCUGGUCUCUCUGGGUUUAGUUUUGGGGUCCUUCCUGCUGCCCACUUUGAUACUUCUCUACUGCUACUGCAAAGUGCUGAGUGUUGUCCAAAAAUCGAGGCAACGCUGUCUUCGCCAGCGCCGCAACCGUCGUCAGACCCUUAAAAUAAUUUACUGGGUCCUGGGUGUCUACCUGCUGUGCUUUCUGCCCUAUCACGUCAACCUGCUGGGGUAUACCCUGACACACUUGAAGCUGCUGCCUCACUGCGGCCUGGCCAGAUUGACCAUGAUCAUGCACCCUGUGGUUCUUUCACUGGCCAGCUUUAACUGCUGCCUUAAUCCACUAAUCUAUUACUUCUCCAGCAGCCUGGUGCACAGGGAAGCUUCAGGGGGUGCAUAAGGAUAGUUUCAAGGAAUACACCCUUUAAUUUCAAACUUUUUGUACCCGUAAGAGAACUUCCUUUUGUUAUGAAGAAUAAAAAAAUAAAUAAAGUGUACAAAUGUUACAAAUACAA